Messenger RNA from Trypanosoma cruzi, 636 nucleotides. RefSeq lists its product as uncharacterized. NCBI's taxonomy places the organism in Eukaryota, Euglenozoa, Kinetoplastea, Trypanosomatida, Trypanosomatidae. The coding region runs from base 1 to 636 and encodes 211 amino acids. The transcript has a single exon. The record is from RefSeq and is a predicted model, not a curated record.
AUGGACGAUGGCACUCCACGACUAGCAAACACGCUGCCUUGGCGGAAGAAAGCCAUCUUUGCCCUGCGCAAGGCGGAUUGGCCUGCUUUUUCAUUGUUGUGUGAAACCCUCCUUGCCACCGCGUCCACAUGGUUGGAUCCUCGCGGAGGCAUCUUACGAACAGCUGAGCGCCAUAUCCCGCGCGGCAGCCGUGACAGCUCCAAAAAGAUAUGGACCCACGAAAUGGAACAGGCCGAGUUCGCCGCCGAAGCAGCACACGAAGCACACACAUUGCCUCACCCGGAGACUGCCCGCUUUGAGCCGAAUGUACCCGAAAAAGGGAGGAACGAAAUCAAGCCUUACGCCGUUGCUCCGCUGUGCUUCUGGAAGCCCGUGCGAAAAGACUUGGAGCCUCACCCAGCCCGAGGUGGCAGUAUCUUCACGGCGUGGCGGCGCCGCACCCUCAUCCUUUGGAAUCGGUUGUGCUCCGCACUUAUCUUGGCCGCAUAUGCGCCCUGCCUCGGCAACAGGCAAACCUGCUUGUCCGUCAUUUUGUGCGGUUUCACGUGCCAUACUGCCUUAUACUGCUGCCGCUGCUCGCUGCACUCCUUUGGUUCCUGGUGGCUGGGAAAUGGAUCGACCUUUCCUGCCGCAUGA